Molecule: messenger RNA, 886 nt
Organism: Moneuplotes crassus
Lineage: Eukaryota; Ciliophora; Spirotrichea; Euplotida; Euplotidae
Source: the annotation of a GenBank genome assembly
UUUUUGGAGAUUUUGAAUCAUUAUAAAGCGGGGUUUUGUACAUUGUCAGGUUUGUCAAUAGUAUAAAAUGAGGCUUAAAAGGUAUCAUAAUUUGUUUUGGAACCAGGUUUGAUUAGUAGAAUAAUAUCAAAAUUUAGGAGAAAAGAGUUUAUUAUUACCUUAAAUUUGGGAUGAUUUAUAAAUUUAUAGGGAAAAUUUAAGAAGAAUACUAAUGAAAGAAUUCAGAUGAGCAAUAGCUUUACUCAAAGGAGUGGGAGAAGAGACCUUGGGUCUAACAAGUGCAGUAAGAAAAGAAAAAUUAUGUGCAAAAGUCCUCCCCCAAUACCAGUCAUUAAAAGGACUAAGGGUCUCAAACUAAACCCAAAUGUGUUGGCUCGAAGAAAUUUGAAUAACUCAAGUAACAGGAUGCUCUCUCCUAAUUUCCAAAGAAAUCAGAGAUUAUGAUCACCUAUUGCAGAAGAAAAUAAAAGAAGAAUUGGGAACUUUAGGUUCAAUAAAAGAGUACUUCAAAACCCCCUCUUAAGCCUGAGAAGCAAAUUGAAAUAUUUCUCUCCUCUUGAAAGGAGAAUCGUUCAGAUUGCCUGUAUCAACUCCUCAUCUCUUUGAACUAAGAUAAUUAAGAAAAAGCUCGAUAAGAGGAAUAAACCUACUGUAAUUGAAGACUUUACUCAUCAAGAUGUUGCAGAAACAAUAAACAAGUUUGAAGAUUUGAGCUUCAAAGUAAAAGAUGCUAAAGCAGCUUCAGGAGCAUGCAAAUCCUCAUUUGUACUUUCCAAAAAGUUAGAGACAAUGAAACAGAAGAAGGAGAGAGCUCCUUCAGCAAAUCAAAAGUUGCAAAUUCCAAAUAUAGAGAAUGACAAGGGAUUUCGCAAGUUUAGCACCUAGC